GAUAGAUAAGGCGUGGAAUUAAUUGCAGUUGUGUUUCAAUCGUAAUUCAAUCGCAAUAUUCUUCAAGAUAUUAUUUGCUUCCUUCAAUUCAUCCACACGCAAGGUGUUGGCUGCUGGUAAAGCUUCAUUCGAUUCCUCUUGGAGUCUCGCAAAAUUCAAUAACAAUAUACACGGUUCAUGAAUAUCUAUCUAUCAUGCGACGUAGCCGGUUAAGCUUUGCUUGUUUAUUCAUUGUCAUAGCCGGAAUACUUUGGCUAUCACAUUCGACAAUAAGAGAAACAUAUGAUCGCGCGAAAUCGAACUGGGCGGCGCAGAAAGAAGAUAAUGGACACGUUCACGAGCCCGAAGACAUAGUCAUAUCGAAACCAAACUCAAUCAUCCCACCAGCUAAAGUACCAAUAGCAGCAGAGGUCCCCCUCAAUCUCAAUUUCCCACCACAAGCCCCCCCUUCUCCUCCCGAUGCCUCAACUUCUACGGUAGAAAGUAGCUCCGCAUUCGACGACAUGAAAUUUCCCUUCCAGGAAGAUCUCUCCCUUCCUCUUCCGACGGUCGAUCUCAAAACUCUUGCAGAUAAAUGGCCUCACAACUAUGACCCCGCUCUGCCAGUGGGUUCCAGGUUCGCUUAUGCAACUUUCAUGAAUACCCAUAACCCUUCAAUUCGCGACCCCUAUUUCAUGGCCGUCCAAUCUCUCAUUUAUCGCGUUCUUUGGCGAUCAUCUUCUAAAACUCAUUCUUAUCCAUUCAUCGCUUUUGUCGCUUCCUAUGUUACUCAAGAGCAAAGACAAUUACUUGCAGGUGCAGGAGCUAUUGUCAGAGAACUGGGCCCAUUAGAUUGGAACCCUAGUAGAAAAGAUUUGUCGGAUGGAGAAGACAAACCAAUCUAUUCGCGAUGGAAAGAUACCUUUUCAAAAUUACACAUGUGGGCACAAACGGAUUUCGAUCGGUUAUUGUUCUUGGACGCGGAUGCUUUUCCGUUAGAGAAUAUUGACGAGAUGUUUGAUUUAGUUGCUCCCAAAGCCUGUAAUGCACUCAAGCAAGAACCAAGUGAUCUUUUCCCUGACGGAUCAGCGAGCUGCAAUGGUGAAGAAUUCAUCUUCUCGGGAGUGCCUCAACUUCCCGGCAUUCCGGUGGAGAUCAAUGUAGGAGCAAUGGUGUUCACACCGAGUCAAUUGAUUUAUGAUAAGUUUUUGCAAAAUUAUCAGAAAUACAAUAUGUAUAAUACGAAUAUGGCAGAUCAGGCAUUCUUUGCAUGGCAAUUUAAACAGGAUGGCGCGUUCCCCGUGACACCAUUGGAGAGGAAAUGGGGAGGGUUCUUUCCCCAUGAAGAAGAUGAGGGGAAAUUGAAGGUGGUUCAUGAGAAAUUGUGGGCUACGCGAGGGUGGCUACUGGAAGAGUGGAUGGAGGGUUGGAGGGAAAUGCUGGAAUGGUACAAUGGGGGUGGGUUUAAGGAGGAAAGGAAUAAGGAUGAGUUUUUCAAACCAAAGUUGGGAAAACAUUUGGGGAGUGGCGAGGUGUUGUAGGGUUCUUUGGGUUUAUUUUAUGCGAAACUAUGAAGCGAUCAGUCAAGAUGAGUUAGACGGCUUGUCUCAGUAUAUUUAACUAGGCUGAUACUCCAUAGAUUCGUUAUCCUUUUUCUAUCUCCAUGCGAUAAAUGCAUAAACUACAGGACUAGUAUAUGUGAGAGGAGACACUUGAACCGUGAUCAGCUUGGUUGUUUGGCAUGUAGUCGUGCCAGCGACUGAUUUAUGUAGACCAGAAAUCCAUUAAUGAUAUAUUA
Molecule: messenger RNA, 1777 nt
Organism: Botrytis cinerea B05.10
Lineage: Eukaryota; Fungi; Ascomycota; Leotiomycetes; Helotiales; Sclerotiniaceae
Exons: 1
Coding region: 195-1520 (441 amino acids)
Molecular function (GO): glycosyltransferase activity
Source: RefSeq, a predicted model, not a curated record